Betta splendens (Siamese fighting fish) is the source of this 3372-nucleotide messenger RNA. RefSeq names its product serine/arginine repetitive matrix 1 (gene srrm1). The record is from RefSeq and is a predicted model, not a curated record. Gene Ontology annotation, molecular function: RNA binding. Gene Ontology annotation, biological process: regulation of mRNA splicing, via spliceosome; mRNA processing. Gene Ontology annotation, cellular component: spliceosomal complex. Lineage: Eukaryota; Metazoa; Chordata; Actinopteri; Anabantiformes; Osphronemidae. The transcript has 17 exons. Bases 128 to 2635 code for a protein of 835 amino acids.
GUAGUGCUCGUUACUUCCUGUAGGGGCGCACGCAGCUUCCGGUUUGCGCUUGCUACUCAACAGAACUUAACCAGAGCCACGCACGUUCUUAGCAAACUGCGUCUGUGAUUAUCAAUUUUUCUCCACAAUGGACGCGGGAUUCUUCCGCGGCACGAGUGCGGAGCAAGACAACCGUUUCAGCAACAAGCACAAGAAACUCCUGAAGCAGCUGAAAUUUGCAGAAUGCCUGGACAAGAAGGUGGACAUGACCAAGGUGAACUUGGAAGUCAUCAAACCUUGGAUUACACAGCGUGUAACCGAGAUUCUGGGUUUUGAGGAUGACGUCGUCAUAGAGUUCAUAUUUAACCAGCUUGAGGAAAAGCACCCAGAUGCCAAGGUGAUGCAAAUCAACCUAACUGGCUUCCUGAAUGGAAAGAAUGCCCGAGAGUUCAUGAAGGACCUGUGGCCCCUGCUACUGAGUGCCCAGGAGAACAUUGCUGGCAUACCAUCUGCUUUUCUAGAGCAGAAGAAAGAGGAAAUUAAACAGAGACAGAUUGAACAGGAGAAGCUUGCGUCACUAAAAAAGGGUGAUGAGGAUAAGAAAGAAAAGGAUAGAGAGAGGGCUCAGUCAAAGAGUCCACGGAGGCGAAAGACAAGGUCACCAUCACCACGGCGAAGGUCACCUGUGAAGCGAGAUAGAAAACGUAGCCCCUCGCGCUCCCCUAGGCGCAAACCCAGUCCAGUUGGUGGAAGUUCACCCCCGCCGCCCCUCAUGCAGCUGCCCACGAAACCCACAGAGCAGCUUGCAGAUUCAGAUCCAUCAGGAAGAGCGAUGCAAGAAGAAGUCAUUCAAGAAGCUUCCAUCUGUGAUACAGUUGUGGAGGUGGUAAAAGCAGACUCUGUGACUGAAGUCAAGGAGCCCUCUCCAGAGAAAACUCAUAAAAAAGAGCAAAGGCCCAGGUCCCGGGAGAGGGAGAAGGACAACCGGAGGGAAAGGCCUCACCAUCGAUCUCGUUCUCAUUCCCGCUCUCGCAGGCGUCGUUCCCGUUCUCGGUCUUACUCUCCUCGUAGAAGGCAGAGUCCCAGGAGAAGAAUGUCUCCUCGUAGGAGAAGCCCUCCCAGACGUGGCCCCGCUGCCGCAAGACACAGACAUAGGCGCUCUCCUAUUCGCAGGAGGCGCUCUCGCUCUGCUUCAUCCUCUGGAAGCAGCUCCUCAGGCUCUCGCUCACCCAAAAAACUGAUGAAAAGAAUAUCUAGCACACCUCCACGAAAACCGGUUCUUCACCCUGACACCUCCAUUAGCCCAGCAGGGAGGGAUAGACGGUCGCUGUCUCCACGUGCCAGAAGAAGCCGGGGCUCCCCUUCCCCACCCAGAUCCUCUGGUUUAAAGAGAAAACAAGGAGGAAGAGGUCCUUCUCCAUCUGAUAAUGCAAAACCAAGACUGUCUGAUGGCUCUGAGUCUGAGGAGGAUAAAAAUGAAAAAGGGGCAACAGCAGAUUCAGUGCAGCAGCGACGUCAGUAUCGCAGACAGAAUCAACAGUCAUCUUCAGACACAGGAUCUUCCUCAUCUGAAGAAGAGGGACCCAAGAGACCAACAGCAGGGUCAAGUGCUAGAAAUGGUGAAGUCAGAAGAAGGCGCAGCCGUACUCCUUCUCCACGCAGACGACACAGGGAUCCGUCUCCAAGGAAAAGGAGAUCUCCAUCUCCAGGACGCAGACGUCGUUCCCCUUCUCCACUGCGACGGCGCAGAUCUCUUUCUCCGCCUAGACGCCGGUCUCCUUCCCCGCCUCCCUGUCGUAGAUCUCCUUCCCCAAGGCGAUAUUCUCCCCCUAUUCAGCGUCGCUACAGCCCGUCCCCUUUGCCGUCUCAGAAAAGAAAGAUGUCCAGCUCUCCCACAAAACGCCCUUCCCCACUGCCCAAGCGGCGUCCCUCAAGGUCUCCCAAGCGCAGAAGUUCUCCUCAGAGAAGACGUGCAUCUCCAUCUUCCUCUCCACCAAGACACAGGAGGAGCCCCAUGUUGCCUUCUGGUCGCCUAGGCAGAGAUGUACGAUCCCCUGUUAGGGCAGUCAACCGCCUCUCCCCGUCACCUGCAAACCGUAACCGCAAUGUUAGGGGCUCUACCAGUCCACAGAGACGUUUCGAAUCCUCCAUAUCUCCAUCUAAUCACCGGAGGCAGCAGUCCCCUUCACACAGCGGCAAACCGUUUCGCAGAGUGUCCCGUACUCCGGAGCCACGCAACAACCAGAGACCCUCUCCUAGCCCCCAGCCUAUGAGAAGAGCAUCUUCCAGAUCAAGAUCAGUUUCCCCUCGUCCAGCGGCUCAGAAACAUCUUGUCCCUGCAUCUGGCUCCCCAUCUCCUUCUCGCUCUGUCAGUGGAUCCCCACCUCCAGCCAAAAAGGCCAGCAGCGGCGGUUCUGGCAGCCAGUCUCCAAGCAAGCAGAACUCCGAUGUUGAGGGCAGUGGAAAGAAGAAGAAGAAGAAGAAGGAAAAGAAACACAAGAAAGACAAGAAACACAAGAAGCACAAGAAGCAUAAGAAGGAAAAAGCUGGUGCCACUGCGAGUGGAGAGACACAAGAAACCCAGGGUGUGGAGGAUGGAGAUUCAAGAAAGGUUAAGAAUCAGACUCAGAAGUUGAGGACAGCUUGGAUGAUCUAGAGAAGCACCUUAGAGAGAAGGCUCUGCGCUCCAUGAGGAAGGCUCAACUGUCUCCCUCACAGAUGUCCUGAAAACAAGGGGCUUUUUCACUUUUGUGUUUUCCACUCACUCUUGAUGUUUGUCAUCUGGUUCAGCUUUAGAAUGUACAAAUUGUUAUUCUUGAGUCAUUUGUGUUCUUUUUACUGGUUUGGUACAUUCUACAGUGUGUUUCAUUAAGAGCUUGAUUUAUCAGUGUAUUAUCUAAACUGUAAAGAAGCUUGUGUUGUCUAUAAUUUUAAAUUGUUGACCAGGGACACGGUUUAAGUUGGACAGGUUAAAAAUAUUUUGCACAGCCUAAAGUAGAUUCUAUUGAGAAAUUAUUGCAUGUGCAAUGAUUGUCUCUGAUGUGCAUGAACCACUGACCCUUUGGGGUGUAGAUAAAAACCAACAUACGAUAAACAACCUUUUACUUUUGCCCUUAGUGACCUAUUGGCACCACCGUGUGUACUACUACAGGCUGUAACAGAAUGUUAUGUCCCCAUAUUGUAACUCAGUAGAGGUGUUUGGCAUUGGUUUCCUCCGACUUCGAAAUUGUCCUGUAAGUCUAAAACGACCUGAUAACCAUGCUUUAAUUCUUAAACAAUUUGAUAUGCAAUUUUGUGUUGACACCAAGCUAAUCUUUGUUGGACUGCUAUUUGAUUUGUAUUUAGAAACCCUGGAAUCUGUCAUCCUUUGAGAAUUAAAACCCUUUUAUAGGA